GGUGGGGGAGAAGUUAUGCGCAGCCUCGCUGUCACCAGCCUUCCACCUUUUUUUCCUCCUUUUCCCUGGAGGAGGGAGAAUCAAGAGUCGCCAGGCCAUCACCACCACCACGGCCACGACGGAUCGCCGAUUUCAUCAAAAGUCGGCUGCUUGAUUGAGAUUCUCUUCUCUGGCGGCGUGGCUUGCUGUGCUGUGUGAAAGCCUCCCCGAUCCCCAUGGCCUAUCGCCGGAAGCAGGGCGCCGCCGACGAUCACCGGAGCUCCUAUCCUCAGGAAUCUGCUUCGUCAUACAGUUACACAUCGUUCAAAACCAUAAACGAGCCCAAGCUUGGAUUGUGGCAAACUUUGGCAAGCAAAGCCAAGGGAAUUCUCGACGAGGACGCCUUGGCGCAUAAGUUUGAGGACUUCAGGAAAGAACGGCCCCGCAGCAACUCCGGUUCAUCCAGUGGAGAUCAGGCCCCUCAGUCUCGCUGGUCAUUUGAAAACCACUGGAAGACAGGAGAGGCUGCAGCUCGAAUCAGGCCGGAGGCUCUUUCUGCUUCUGUCAACCAGCUUGGUGGAAGAAUAAAAAAUGCCUUGGAAGAGGGACUCACAAUUGUGGAUAAUAAGACAUCCAGUAUCAUUGAGGAAACAAAGAAAAUUCAAAUUAGAAGGAAGCCUACCAGUUCCAGUUCUUAUGUGUCGAAUUCAGCAGUACAUACAGUCAGCACUCCUAAUCUCUCAUUGGAUCAAGCUAAAUCUGCAGCUGAGGAGACUCAAUUGAAAGCUUCCCGCGACGUUGCUAAUGCAAUGGCUGCUAAAGCAAAACUUCUACUCCGUGAACUGAAAUCCGUUAAAGCUGAUCUAGCUUUUGCAAAGCAGAGAUGUGCCCAGCUAGAAGAAGAGAACAAGCUGUUGCGAGAAACAAAGCAGAAAGGGAGCAAAACUGAAGAGGACGAUGACUUGAUUCGUGUGCAACUGGAGACCUUACUGGCCGAGAAAUCAAGGCUGGCACAGGAAAACUCGACGUAUGCCCGUGAAAAUCGCUUCCUGCGUGAGAUAGUAGAUUUCCAUCAGUUCAGCACCACGCAGGAUGUUGUCUCCUUGGAUGAUGGUGACAUGGAAGACGAUGUUCCAGAAGAGGACAGCAACCUCAUUUGCACUGAGUACGCGUUACCUAUGGUUGAAGAAAAUUCAGGAGGUGAAGAACUGUCCCCUGUGCCCUCGAGGCCUGAAUCUCCAAUGGACGGCCCAGAGGAGCCAUCAUCCCCCAUAUCAAGCAACUUUCAGAAUGCCUCAAAACCAGAUGCAUCAACAUCUGACACAGCUUGACGCAUGUGAAUUAUAUUAUCAUCUUGUUUGGGAUUUCAAAGUGGUUUUGGUGGUGCUCUUGUGUGCAUAAAAUUUUGUCCAUUCUUUGUCCACAUUGGUUUGUUGUAGUUACAGAUCUCUGCUCGUGUAUAAAGUGUAUAGUUUGUUUGGUUUCCUUAAGGAGGGGUUUUAGUGAAAAGCAGACUCGUGUGAUUAUGGGGAAAUCGGUAGUGUGUAUGGUUUGGCUCGUGUGUACAGUGUAUCGAUUAUUGGUUAAUCUGACUGUAGCUGUGAUGCCUUCAUUACGUCUAUAUGGGUGUACAUCA
Molecule: messenger RNA, 1615 nt
Organism: Setaria italica (foxtail millet)
Lineage: Eukaryota; Viridiplantae; Streptophyta; Magnoliopsida; Poales; Poaceae
Exons: 6
Coding region: 216-1310 (364 amino acids)
Source: RefSeq, a predicted model, not a curated record